Messenger RNA from Alternaria alternata, 1877 nucleotides. RefSeq names its product fumarate reductase flavo protein subunit precursor. Bases 122 to 1732 code for a protein of 536 amino acids. The record is from RefSeq and is a predicted model, not a curated record. The transcript has a single exon. NCBI's taxonomy places the organism in Eukaryota, Fungi, Ascomycota, Dothideomycetes, Pleosporales, Pleosporaceae.
CAUCGGUCCUCACCACAUUCCAUUCCGCUUAGUCCCAACCUGCGCAAAGAUAUAAACCCAGCUAGACUUGGGGGAACAGUCACAUCGCCCUACACCGCUUCACACCUGAACAACGACGAUAAUGGCCAAACUCACAUCAUCCCCGAACAUCGACGUCUUGGUGAUUGGUGGUGGCAAUGCAGGUUUCUCUGCCGCCACUGCCGCUGCAGAGUCAGGAGCCCGUCGAGUUGUCCUCAUCGAAAAGGCUCCUGAAGAAUGGGCAGGAGGCAACAGCUACUUCACGGCGGGCGCGUUCCGGACUGUGCACGACGGUACAAGCGACCUCCUGCCCAUCGUCAACAACGUAGAUGCAGAAACAGAAAAACUCAUCGAUAUGGAGCCUUAUACAAAAGAAGACUUUCAGAAAGAUAUGGAGCGUGUGUGUUUAGGGCGUUCAGAUCCAGAGUUGAGUAAGGUGCUGAUCGAAGAGUCUAACGAAGCUGUAAAGUGGCUUGCGAAGAAUGGGAUCAGAUACCAACUAUCGUUCAAUCGUCAGGCUUACAAGGUCGAUGGGAGGUACAAGUUUUGGGGUGGCAUGGCACUUAUGACUCAGGAUGGAGGAAAGGGUCUAAUUGCGGACCAUCAGGCUUCAGCUCGAAGAUACGGGGUUGAAGUCUAUUAUUCUACGCCUGCUAAAAGCAUCGUCACUUCAUCAACUGGUGCUGUUACGGGUGUGAUAGUAGAACAUUCGGGCGGAGACACACUUGUCAGUGCGAAGGCUGUCGUUCUCUCUGCAGGAGGCUUCGAAGCAAACCCACGUAUGCGUUCACAAUAUCUCGGGCCAAAUUGGGAUCUUGCACGCGUUCGUGGUACCCCGUUCAACACUGGCGAGGCUCUUGAAUUUGCUAUCCGGGACGUCAAUGCCAGGCAAGCGGGUAAUUGGUCUGGAUGCCAUUCUACUUGUUGGGACGCCAAUGCUCCCGCCAACAGUGGCGACCGUGAAGUGUCGAACGAGUUCACAAAAUCCGGCUACCCUCUCGGUCUAAUGGUCAACACGAACGGAGUGCGCUUUGUCGAUGAAGGUGUCGACAUGCGUAAUUACACGUAUGCCAAAUUUGGACGCGCUAUACAUGAGCAGCCAGCCAGUGUGGCAUACCAAGUCUGGGAUCAGCGCACGAUCCCGUGGUUACGCGAUGAAGAGUACAGGGAUGAACGAGUGCAAAAGGUUUGGGGUGCCACACUCGAAGAACUGGCAAAGAAUCUAGCUAAAGACUCGGGGUUGAACGCUCCAGAUCAGUUCGUUGAGACAGUGAAGCAAUACAACGAAGCUGUGUAUGCAUCGCAGAUCGAAAAUCCUGACAGGAAAUGGGAUCCAGCGAUAAAGGACGGUCUCACUACGCAGUCAUCCGAAAAGAAGCUGGUACUAGCGAAGUCGAACUGGGCAUUACCACUCGAUCAAGGCCCAUUCAUGGCAGUCAAAGUAUGCUGUGGUGUCACCUUUACCUUUGGUGGACUGGCUGUGAACCCGAAGACCACUGCCGUCGUUUCAAACUCUGAUAGGGAGGUUGCAGGGUUGUUUUGUGUUGGUGAGAUGCUUGGCGGGUUGUUCUAUGGCAACUACCCUGGAGGCAGUGGAUUGACCUCUGGAGCAGUUUUUGGAAGAAGGGCAGGGACUGCAGCUGCGAAAGUAGCUGCUACUGGAUAUGCUCCAACGGUUUUGUCGCCGCGGCCAGGGAUUCUUUCACUCUUGUAAUGAAUAUGGAUUUGGACCAUCAUGAUUGGGGACAUCGAACAUCAUUGAACAAUACACAAUUAUACUGGCUACAUAGUUCUCAAGAUCUCAAGGAACUAUGUCUAUCUAGUAGAUGGACAGAUGCGCCCGUCUCUUUGAAUUUGUA